This is a messenger RNA of Toxorhynchites rutilus septentrionalis, 10659 nucleotides long. RefSeq names its product transcription factor GAGA. Lineage: Eukaryota; Metazoa; Arthropoda; Insecta; Diptera; Culicidae. The coding region runs from base 974 to 2446 and encodes 490 amino acids. Gene Ontology annotation, cellular component: nucleus. Gene Ontology annotation, molecular function: protein binding. Gene Ontology annotation, biological process: regulation of transcription by RNA polymerase II. The record is from RefSeq and is a predicted model, not a curated record. The transcript has 7 exons.
ACUCUUUUUAUCCCUUGUUUCAAUCAAACUGGAAGAGAAAAUUUUUACCUUCAGCGCGAGCAAACGCGAGUCACAAUACGAGUGUUGUUUGUUGGUGGUGCCCUCAGAGAAAAAAGUAGAAAUCUGUCAUCCUACGGGGAAUUUCGCUUCCAAUUCCCUUUUAAAUCGGCUACAUCCGGUGACAAUACGGGCUACGUUUGCGGAAUCCACCCCGGGGUGUCGUUUUCUAGCGGUUCUGUGAAGUUUCCCGUACGUUCCAGUGGAUAGAAGUCGGGUGGAACUUUUUUUUCCUCGUUUGCUGCUGCUUGGUGGCUAGUAGCUGACGUUGUUGGAGAGACAUUUUGGGAAAGUGUGGAAAAAGAAGCAGAAUUAAGUGCAGAGUUGGAAGAGUUACGAAGAGCGAGUAGUUUCUGCAGGAAUACUUCGCUCCCAGAGACCCCCGGAGCAGCGAAGGAAAUCCUCCCGUAGGUGGAAAAUCGGGCCUACUUCGAAAUUCAUGUUGAAAUUGUGCGAGAAGAUUGGUAUCGAAAAAAAACUUUGGCAGUGAAGAAGAAAAAGCUUGAGUUUCAUACUUUUUUCAUCGCCCGAACGAUAGUGAGAGGUGUGAGCGUCGUCAUUCAUCGUGGUCGUAGUGUGAGCGUAGAGCUAUUGUCGAAUGAGCAAAUAAAACGCUCAAACGCGCAGUGUGGAAGUGGAGAGGAGGCGAUCAUUUUAAGGUGCAGUGCUGCCAGAGAUCGGGGAUGAUUGGUUUUGUUUACAAGAGUUGAAUGUGGUGAACACGAAGCAAGUGAGUUGUGAAGCAAGCAAGUAAAGUAGGGGAAAAACGGAGCAUAUUUUAAGUAUAGAGUGAAAAAGCCGAAGGCGGCGUGUGUGCAGCGUGGACUAAUAAUAAUAAAAAUAAUAUCACUACCAGCAGUGUUUAAGUAAAAAAUAAAAAAAGUGUGGUAUUGUGCAGUAAAAAAGAGCAACGAAAAUGUCGCUUCCUAUAAACUCAUUAUAUUCGUUAACGUGGGGAGACUACGGAACCUCGUUGGUGUCCGCCGUCCAGUUGCUUCGGUGCCAUGGAGAUCUAGUAGAUGUGACUUUGGCCGCCGGCGGACGGAGCUUCCCGGCUCACAAGAUAGUGCUGUGUGCUGCUAGUCCAUUUUUGCUCGAUCUAUUGAAGAACACACCAUGCAAGCACCCAGUCGUCAUGCUGGCCGGUGUCAAUGCAAACGAUCUGGAAGCGCUGCUAGAGUUCGUCUACCGUGGAGAGGUUAGUGUGGACCACUCGCAGCUUCCCUCGCUUCUUCAGGCGGCACACUGUCUUAACAUCCAGGGAUUGGCACCUCAGACCGUGUCUCACAAGGAUGACAAUACGACGUACACCACAUCGAUCCAGCUACAUCCGACGUUGGUACCGCAAAAUCAUGCAGUGAAAGCGGUCAUCGACGUUGGAAACAAUGUUUGCGUGAGUAACUCUGACUUCCAAACGGAAGACCUCAUCACGACCCUGACCCCAACCCAAACCGUCCAGGCCCAAGUAAUUGAAACAAUCACCCCCGAUCAGAUGAGUGACGAGGUCACCAAGGAUGUUAUCAGUCAGUUUUUGCCAACCCGCAAACGUAAACAACGCACGAAGAAAAUCUCCCAAUCAGGUGGACAGAAUGCAACCGGCGUACAGACAACUGCAACCGUUUCGGCAAGUGGUGCAACUGCGGCUAAGGUUAUGAAGGCGGACGAGGAAGGAACUAUCCAGACCAUCAUCGUGAACAGCGCGGAAGAGGCAGCAAACGUUGUGAAGGACAUCAAGAAGGAAGCAAGCGCGGACGGUGCCUCGGUUAUCGACUCUAAGGACGGAAUCAUUAAAAUCAAGAACAAAUCCCAGUCAGAACAGCCAGCCACUUGUCCCAUUUGUCAGGCUGUUAUCCGUCAGUCCCGUAACUUGCGUCGUCACUUAGAGCUCAGGCAUUUCAAGAAACCAGGCAUGAAGAAGGAGCGCGUUAAGAAGAACAAGCAAGGUAACGCAAACGGAGGACAGGCAAACACUAGCGGAACUGGCAACGGAACUGUCGCAACGACGGCCGAUCAGCAACAGGCACAACAGGUCCAGCAACAGAACAACAUUGAGACGGCAGGAACGAUAUCAGUGACAGUCUCCCAGGCACAGGCACAGCAACUCGAACAGGCAGCGGCAAACGGACAGCAACAUGUAGUCACACAGCAUGAAAACGCCGACGGAACGACUUCACUCUCGAUUGCUCAGGUGCAAACACUGGAUGGACAUCAGCUAGCGAUUGGAAAUUUGAAUCAGGCUACCCUAAUCCGAACCGGCGAAUCGAUUGAAGCAGGCAUUAUUGCGACGCACGAACCUACGCUACGCCCACAUACCGAACUGUUCCGUGUUGGUAACACCGUUUACACGAUAGAGGAACGUCGACCGGAUCAAACAAAUCGUUUGACUUAGAACGAUGACGAGGACGUCGACAACGGAGGCGACGUGUAUGAAAUAGUUGAGGGUGUCGAUUACGAUUGCAUCAUCGAUAGUGGCGUUGACGUAGAGAUCGAAGAGGAAACAGGCGAGGGUAUCGUGGUGGAAGAGGAGGAGGAGGUCGUGAUAGAUACUGGUGCGAGCGCCGGCGUUGAAGCCGGUGCAGUGAUUAUCGAUGCCACAAACGAUGAUGAAGAAGAUGAUGAUGAUGAUGACGGAAAUACUGAACACCACCACCACCGGCAACAGCACCAGUUGCAGCAGCAUCAUCAGGUGGGAACACAAACGAGAGAAGCAACAGUGGUUGCUGUGACUACUACUGCCGGAGGUUCAGUAGUUGGUGCAGCGACCACCCGGAGCACGACCAAUAGCAAUCGUAACGCGAUCACCAUCAACAGAAGCAACAACAGCAGCAGCAGCCACAACCACCGAGGUAAUACUACAGUCGAGGGUGAUUUGGCGUCGUCCUACAAGCACUUCUUCAUUCUAUAAUUCAAUGAUUCACGCUGAUUGAAUGGGUUGCUCUGAAGCCUAGCUCUGCACCAGAGUUGGGAAGACUAUAUUUUUCACACGUGUGUAAAGAAUGUUUCAUUUAAAGUGAUGUCUUCAAACGGUACCCAAUGGGAGAAGGUACGGUUUAGGUUUUUAUUUGUUAAAGAUCAUUUAGGGAAAGUUUUGUUUGAAAGAGUAGGGCGCGAUAUGAUUCAGUACCCUAAGAAGAAAAUUUGAAGUCAAAUUGAGUAACAUAUUUCACAACGGGUUGAAACACAAUUGCGGAGAAAUGCGUUUUAGUAAAAUUUUAGCGAAUCGGCAAGAAUAAAGUUAUUCAAUUUCCCACGAUUACAUUUAGGGUUUUUCAUAAUUAUCUUCAGUUUUUAAAACAAAACAAAUAGAUGAAGGAUUCAUAUUUCGUAAACACAUACAUAUAAAUAUAUACAUAUAUAUUUUAUCGCUUUGUACAUAGCUGCAUAUUGAACAGAAAGUUACAAUUAUCGAUAUUGAUAACAAUAAAUAGACCGUUUAAACUAGUGUCACAUAGGAUCAUUCACGCAAAGAAACAGAUCGGAGCGCAAAAGAGCAGGAAUGAAUAGGAAAUUAGAAGAAAAAAAGGUCCUGUGACCAUUCAGAAGCAUGAGUGCAUUACACAUAUGGGACCGCUGUAUGUUGAGGCAAGCGAUAAUUAUUGAUGACGAAGAACAGGAAUGCGAAAAAUGGGAAAAUAUGGAAAUAAUUGCAUUUAUGGCGCAGUUUUUGUUGUGGUUGCUCCUCGAAAAAUUCAUUUUUUUUUUAAAUUCACGGGUAACUCAAGGCCGUCAUUCAGAUAUCAUGAUUUCAUGAUUUCAAUUAAUUUUUUCAUAGAAAAAAAAUCUUUGGCGAUGAAACUUUUACUGUGAAAUCUUAACUUAAUUUUAUAGUCUAAUCGUCUAAUCCUUUUUGAAAAUAGUUCUACAGGCUGUUUAAUGUUCAACAUUCAUAUAUACAUCAACAUGCACUUACACAGAGGGAACCCAAGAAUUGACUCUACAGUUAUUCGAUCUUGUUAAAAAGAAAAAAGAUAAGUAUGAUACUGGAAGGCCGGAAUCGUUUUGUUUUAGGUUAAAGCGAAGAGAUUCAGACCUACAAUAUUUCUCUAUUCUGUUCCAAUUCGACAUUAUUGAAAAGCCUUCUUGAUAGAUUGAGUCAUUUAAGUCAUUUCAGUACAUAACAUUUGACGAAUUUCAUGCCAACUCGACUGGCCGUUGGCACCAUCUCACUGUUUCACUGCUAAAACGUUGUCGAUGUAAACACAUGAGUCUUUUAAGCAACUUUGAAAUAUUCCAUAAAGUAUUAGACUACUUUUGAAAAGGGCCAACAUUUUUUUCUUGAUUUUUUACAAAAAAAUAUAACUCGGAAACUAUAAUACCUACAUAAUUUUGAUCAAAGGAUGAAAUGUAGAAAAUCAUUUGAAUUCCACAAAAAAUACCAAUUUUUUUUUUGAAAAACUCGAUUUUCGGUAAUUUUACGUUUUUCAAAAAAAAAACACAAAUUUUAACGGUUGUGACACCAGUAAAUGAAGUCCGAAUGAGCUAAUAUUUUGCAUUAGGGUGUAUUAUCAUGCAAAUCAACAUUUCGUAGCAAGUUCCGAAUGAAAAAUCGAGAUAACUAAUUUUAUUGGCACCCUAAACCAUACUUUUCGUUUCGUAUUCCGAAAAAAAAACUAAGUACCAGAGUGUCGAUUUUUGAUGAAAUAUUUUUGUUUUCGAGAUGAAAGUAGAUCUCGACGUUUCGUGCAAUUUUAAGACAUUUGGCUUGAAAUUUUGUUUUUCGAAAACUCCGAUUUCCUUUAAAAUUGAAAAAUCACCCAAGAGGGGAGGAUUUUCUGAUUUUCAAAAAAACUCAAACUUUCACCGCUAGGCGCACUCUCCCUUAAGUCGAAUUGAGCUGAUAUUUUGCACGGUUGUUUUUUCGAGGUGGUGAACAUUUUUUAUGGGUUAACUUUUUGAAAAUCGAAAUGACCAUUUUCAUUGGCACCCAUUUUUCAAUGAAGGCGCUAUUUCUUCAAUUAUAUUUCCUUCCGUUUCGGAGUGAAAUAACGCAAUAAUAUUAAAUUGGUUGAAAAUGAUUUUUUGUGUUUAAGAAUAUGAAGUUCACGAAUGAUGAAUUUGAUGCCAACUCGACUAACCAUUGGCAGCAUCAUCUCAGACUGUAGGGAAACGUUGUGGGUGUAAAGACAUUUAACCAACUUUGCAUACUCGAAAUUUUCAAGUUAGAAUCACACUAUUUUUUGAGAAGGGCUAAAGUUUUUUUUUCUUGAUUUUUUUUCAAAAAUUUCUAAUUUAGAUUUAUAACACCUACAAAAUUCUGAACAAAGAAUGAAAUGUAGGGAAUAGUUUAAAUUUUCAUGAAAAAAAUACCAAAAUGAUUAAAAAAAACACUGAAAAAAUAAUAUUUUGAUAAUUAUAAUUAAUUUCAAACAAUCACCAAAACGACAUUUAUACAUCGAAAGACGGGCACUUUUACAGGAAAAAAGUUUUUCUAACAACUUUUCCAUGUUGUCUUAGAAAAAGAUACAACUAAUUCUAAUUUUGUUUAAAGUAAAGAUAGCAAUAUAAAGUAUUGGACAAAGUUUUAGAUCUUAUUGAGAUAUAAACUUUUGUCGAAGAUGUUCAGCCCUAUUCUGUAUUCCGGCGGAUUUAUAUUUCGUUCGAAACCGUUAUUUCGUUCCAGUUAUAAUUUCGCAUUCUAUAUUUCAAACGCUUUGCCCAUUUAAUGUUCGAAGAAAAACAGAUCGAACGAAAUGCAAAAAACACUCGAACGGAAUACAGAAUGGAAUUUUCUCAAGCCGUUCGGAAUAUUUCGAAUCGAUCGAAAAACAGAAUAGGGGUGGUUGUAUAAUUUCUGGAAUAUAUAACCUAUUUUCAUUUUAUGGGAAAUGAUAUAUUAGUAAUUUUUUUUCCCAGUAACAGUGCCCUUCUUAAUUUUUGUUCAGAAUUUUAAAUAAACACGUUUUUGAGAAAAUAGAAUUCUAAUUGGCAAAAUAAUUUUGUUUCAAUAUAUUUAUUAAUGACAACUUAAAUAAUUUCCUACAUUUUAUUCUUUAACCAACAUUUUUUAAUUCAAAAACUAUAAGACCUACAUCAUAGUUUUUAAGUUGAAACUUUUCGGAAAAAAACGUUGAAAAAAAAUCUUAUCUAAUAACUAUAAUAACUACUAAAUUUGAAUUAAAGAGAAUAAAUGGUUCAAAUUGCAUUGCAAAAAUGCAUUUUUUUUAAAUUACACUGAAAAAAAUAUGAAUAGCCCAUACAAUUACUAGCCAUACAUCGGAAGAAGAGCACUGCUAUAGGGAAAAAGUUUUUCUAGCAGCUUUUUCAUGUUUUGUUUGGAAAAAUACAACAUGUUAUUUUUGAGAAUUGGAAAAAAUGAGAUUUGCAAAAAAAACCAUUAUGAGAAAAAUGUAUUUUAAUUUUUAAAAUAUAUUUUUCUCAGAAUUAUUUAAAAAACGCUGCUAUUUUUUACGAAAAUCUAAACAAUUUAAUUCUUUGACCAAAACUUUGUAGGUAUUGGUAGGUUCGGCACUCAUUUGUGAACCAACGAAAACACCCUAAAAUAUAUCGAUUUUGCUGUCUCCAAGAACAUGUCCAUAUGUAGCAACUUUCGUUUUAAUCGACCGUCGGCACUUCUCGGAUAUCAUCGACGUCAGAACCUAUCGUGGCGCUAACAUCGAUUUAGAUCACUACCUGGUGAUGGUCAAACUGCGUUCUAAACUAUCUCUCGUCAAUAACUUAGGACAUCAGCGCUCACUACGGUACCACCUACGACGAUUGCGACGGCAUCUCUUUCGCGGGGAAAAAAGCGCCGCUGGGCAGAAAAAGAGUGUGAGGAGAUCGAACUGCUUCAUAGUUCUCGAGAAUCGCGGAAGUUCUUCAAGAAACUAAUCGCCUUGCACAAAGGCUUUGUGCCGCAGGCCGAAAUGUGCAGGAACAAGAAAGGAGGCAUCGUGACGAACGAACGCGAGUUGAUCGACAGGUGGAGGCAGCACUACGAUAAACACCUGAACAGUGCGCAGACAGGAGACCAAGACGGCGUUGAGGAUGACUUUACCAGUGCAGUGAACAACGACGUCGUACCACUCCCGACGAAGGGUGAAAUUAAGGAGGCCAUUAAUCAGCUAAAGAACCACAAAGUAGCUGGUAAGGAUGGCCUCGCAGCGGAGUUCUUCAAGGGAGGUCCGGGAAAACUUGUAGAAUGUAUGCACCGGUUGAUAUUCUGGACCUGGGACACAAAACAGCUACCGGAGGAGUGAAAGGACGGGGUAAUCUGCCCUACAUUUAAAAAAGGUGACAAGCUGGAUCGUGGGAACUACCGUGCAAUCACGAUCCUGGAAGGUGCCUACAAAAUUCUGUUUCAUAUCCUCUUACGCCGUCUAUUAUCAUUCCGGAUGCGUGUCCGGUUGCUCGACGACGGACCAGUUUUUUACACUGCGUCAGAUCCUCCAAAAGUGCCGCGAGUACCAGGUCCUUAUGCACCACAUCUUCAUUGACUUCAAGGCCGCAUAUGAUACAAUCAACUGACGAUAGCUAUGGAGAAUCAUGGACGAACAUGGCUUUCCCCGAAAGCUUACCAGACUGAUUCAGGCAACGAUGAAAGGUGUGCGGAUCUCAGGCGAUCCGUCGGAUUCGAUUGAGACUCACAGGGGACUUCGACAAGGCGAUGGAUUCUACUGUCUGCUCUUCAACGUGGCGCUGAAAGGUGUUUUGCGGAGAGCGGAUUUCAACAUGCGAGGCAUGAUUUUCAACAAAUCUAGUCAGUUUAUCUGCUUCGCCGAUUGGGCUUGGGAUCAAUGCGUCUAAGGCUAUAUACAUGCCAGCAGGAAGGGCUGAUCGUAACAGAUUCCUUCUUAGUAGUAGCGUUGUGAUCGAGGCGUUGUAGUAGCUCGAGGUGGUCGAGGAAUCUGUCUACCGACAACAACAACAGCCGUAAAAUUCGAAGACGCAUAGUCAACGGAAGUUGUACCUACUAUGGGCUCUACCAGUUUUCAGAAAACAUACGCUGCGCUGUGCUACAGUUCAAUUUUCAUCAGCGCGCGUUCAAAACAAAUACGUAUUUUCUCUUGGUACGAAGAGCACCAAACUCAGGAACAAGUGGACGUUAAAUAAAACACGGUGCAGAAUUCAGAUACUAAACAUCGCUUCUCACUUGUGUGAUGCCCGCCUCAUUUUAUACACACACAGACUCACACAUAAAAUUCUAGCCCCUUUUGUCUUCGAUCGUUCUACAGCGCGCCUCCAUACCAAUGCGCUUGUGUGAAGAAAAAUAACUCAACAGUGAAAGCGAAGCAGACAAACCAGAUUCGAGUGCGGUUUAAAACUCGGUAUAUAAACCGGUGUAAGGAUACGGUGCAGUAAAGAUGUAAUGAACCUUAAAACGAACGGUGUUGAGAACAAAACUUUUCAACUAUGUCUCGGUGCGCGUUGAUUCGACCGAGCGCAUGUGUAUACAAAGAGUACGAGUUCAACUGAGUGCAAAAAAAGUUAUAUGCAACGCGGUGCUGAUUGCAUUCCAAAGUCCGGGCUCCGCAAAUCUCUAAGGUCAAAGAAACUCAUAUCCGGUACGGAUUGUACCAUCAGCAAUUCUUUGAUUCGAUCGGUUGUCCUCUAUGCGCCCGAUGCAUGAAUUAUGCUCGAUGAGGACUCACGAGCACUUGGUGUUUUCGAACACCGAGUGCUCAGAACGGCGGUGUACAGGAAAAUGGAGGAAGAGAAUGAACCACAAACUGGUGCAACUCUACUGCGAACACAGCAUCCAGAAAGUCGUCAAAGCUGGAUGAUUGCUAUGGACAUGGCAUGGUGCAAGAUGGUGUUUGCAUCGAAUCCGGUGGGAACAAAAAGAAGAGGGGAGCAGUGAAUGAGAUGGUUAGACCUCAGUCAUUUAAUUCUUAUUUGAAGAUUUAAAGUAUGCGAAGUUGCUUAGAUGAUCAAUGCUUUACACUCACAACGCGCCACUGUAAUCUGAGAUGGUGCUGCCAACUCCUAAGACGAGUUGGCAUGGAAUUCUUGGAUUGCUUCUCAUGUUCCGUCCUCAAGCAGUAGAGUGUUAUAUCACUGAUAAAUCAAAACCACUGGACUUCAUUCAAAUGAAAUGAUUUACUUACAUCGAAUCUUGGAAACAGGUUGAACAUGCCUAAUUCCACCAUAUGAAAACUCCACAGUCAUGUUUUUUCACUUGUAACAAUUCUUUCAGAAAUAAAUGCUUAGACGGUCGUUCACUGACAUAAGGGUUUGCUUGAGAUCAUAACAUUUUUUACUCGUAAUUUGUAAUCUUUAGUAGCAUGAUGAUUUGUUACAUCGGAAAGCUUCGUUAAAAAAAAAUCAAUUCCAAUUGUUUAGUUACUGGAAAUAUUUUAUUUCCAUCACUAAAUACAUCAGCCGGGCAUCCGCGUACAUGAAUGUGUUGAGUUAAGACGUGUAGAAAACACAAAACGCAAAAGAAGUUAAGUGAUCUAAAAUCAUCGAUGGACGUAGAUUAUGUGUGAAUGACUCAUAUUAUAGGAUGUAAGCAAAUUUACUGAGAAACCCAUAAAUGAAAUACAAGAAAAUAACCGUAACUAUAGAAUUUUAACAUUUAUAAGUGAAGGUAAAACGAAACAAAAAAAUCAACAAAUCAAUGUAGCUGAUAAGAGGAUCUGUUUCUUUUUAACGAACUUAUUCAAGCGAAGAUCGAACCGAAUGUAUUUCUCUUACCCAGGCAGACAGAAAGCGCAAAGGCAGUGAUGAAUGUGUAAGGCUCUACUUUUUACAAAGAGCACCGUGUGAUGAGUUUCAUGUGGGGAAGUGUUUAGUGGAAGCGAAUAGGAAUACAACAAAACGUUUGGAACCCGAAAUUUGAACAACAAAAGUACAACAAAACAAAAAAAGUGUAAAGAAAAAUUUCAUACAUUAGACUAUAAUGAACCUGUUGGAGCAAGACGAAUGAAGAAAAACAAACACUUAAAUUGUAAUAAUUGUUUAUAGCGAGAUAAGUUCUGUCAUUGUGGCAUGUAAAAUUGUGUGUGCGUGUUGAGUAGUAGGACCCCAUAGUUUUCUCCUUCGUUCUCAUUCUUGACUCGAAACAAGAAUGUGCAUUUAUGGCGCGAACCCAUCAAACACGAGCGAAUAUCUGCAGCAUCGUCAAACAAAAACUUGUAUUGAAUAUUUUCAGCAGGAACCGAUUGCCGGUUACUACGGUGUGAAUAAUGAAAAGAAGAAUUAGCCAAUUAGUGGAGAUAAAUCCAAUCCAUCUACAUCGUACCAACAACUUCACACCAUUGUUAAGACGUACUCAAACUGAAUUAAAAGUUCAUAUAUUAGAUUUUAUAAGUCACUCAAAUUCUGAAUUUGAUCUAAUCGUAGCAAAAUGAGUAUCGCAGAUUUAAAGAAGCACUCUCCUCCCCAAACCCUGGCCCUGAGCAUCCCACGAUUCAAUUCGUAUCCUAGACAUGAAGUAGAAUACUAAAGAUAAAGAUUCCACGAGUCAAAAACGAAAUAUAUACAAUCGAUAAAACAAUAGGAUACCCAAAAGGAAAAGGAUUGGCGGGCCGAGAGAAGCAACAGAAACAUCUUCCGUUCACAAUGGUAACAAGAAGUUUCGAAACACGGGAGAUAAUGUAAAAGAAACAAAACAAGUAUAAAUGUGUGUACAUACAGAGAUAAAUAAAGUGAAAAUCAUGUAAA